UCUCUUGUUUUUUCCUCCAAACGCCACUAGCCGGCUCGGAAGCGCCAUCCACACAUAAAUUCUGAGGAUCCAUCCUCCCUUCACUCGCACUUGUCCUUGGCCUGUUCGAUACUACUGAACUGGGGAGGGGCUCUAAUAACCGCAAAUCUCAAGACAUAACCUCUCUCCCUUUCUCCCUUUGUCCCUCGACGGUCCCACAAGGCCAUAGUCUCUCUUCCUGUCGUUGCAACACCGCUCCCGAAACAGUGGUUUGCAUUUUCCCGACACCAAACCAGACAUCCUUUCCCAAGUGCACCCUUUUCUACAGCUUGAAUGUCUGCUGCGAAGUUUGACUGUGCUUCCUACAAGCAUUUCGAGCCCGACUUCCACCCUCAGAGGCCCAUCAUCAUUGGCGAGGAAGGCCUCGACUCGCCCGAGACGGUGACUCUCAAGUACGAAGAGGCAGUUGCGCGGGCAAACGGAGACCUUCGGGGCGACUCCCCGCCAGGUGGUCUCCUUCCCAUGUCCCACUACGGGAAACAACAGCCUGGCACAAUCCACGGGUAUGAUGCGACCCGUGGGUAUCAGGAUGCCGCAUACCAGCAAUAUGGCCCGCAGAGCUAUCCUGCCCAGCACGGCGGUGCGGCUCAGCUCACGGCGGCUCAAAUGAACCAGGAUGCCUUUGCAGCAAACAGCGCAGUCGGAUCAUACAUGCCCGUGGGCGUGGGUCCCUCGGUGGUGUCCUGUCAACCGAGCUCGGGUAUGGCUGGCACAAAGGUCAUGGUCAAGGUCUCGUCUCCGUACGAUCUGCUCAGCGUGGCGCCCUACUUCUCUCUCGUCUUCGGUGCGCAAAAGGUAUCGGGACAUACCAUCAAGGAUGCCCAGGACAGCACCAGCUGCAUGCUGACCGUUUCGGCCGAGGCGCCGCCAUUUGGGGUCACCAGCUGCAAUAGCGAGAACGUGCCGAUUACGCUGCUGAUUGAAACCGAGAGCGGCGAGGAAGUCUCGAGGACGGCGGCAGGCCAGUUUGUAUAUCACGACGCAGGCCCAGGUGCUAGCUCGGACGACAUCACGAGGAAGGUGUCCAAAUCACCUGAGCAACAACAUCACUCCCCCAGGUCAGCAAGCACCCAGCUCGGCAACGAAGCCAGUACAAAUACCGCCUACGACUUUGCCACGGCUCCGCAUCAGCCGGCGCCCUCUCCCUAUGGAAACAACAACUUUUCGCAAGACAACAGUAACAACGGCAACAUGCUCAGCGCCUACCGAACAAACUCCUUCGCGGAGCAGCAGCACUACUCUCGUGCGGCGCCGCCGCCGCUCCGACCACCGAUGCCUGGGUGGCAGGCAUACGGGAGAACGCCGGGCCCGCCCAUCACGCAUACGCAGAUCUCCCGCCCAAGCCUGACGCCGCUGCCCAUGCCGUCGGCGACAACCCCUCAGCUCGUCCGGACCAGCUCCAUCCCCAGCUCGCCCGGCGGAGGACAACAGGCGGGCUACAACCACUGGGGUUCGUAUUCCAACAAGGCGGUGCUGAAGAUUGUCGGGAAGCUCGACAGCAUGGCAGUGGACUGGUCGCCGGAGGAGUGGUCGAACAGGCGGCGCAUUGUCAUGUUCAACAAGAAACAGUCGGGAUCCACGCUGACGACGUCGUUCCGACCCGUCAACGUCAACGAGCGCCCUCCCAAUAGCAUCUGCAUCAGCUGCAUCUGGUGGGCCGAGAAAAACGAGUGCUACGUCACGUCCGUGGACACCAUCUACCUGCUCGAGCAGCUGGUGGUGGCACCGGCCAGGUUCACGGUCGAGGAGAAGAACCGCAUCCGCCGCAACCUCGAGGGAUUCCGUCCGUUGACGGUCAGCAAAGCCAAGGCGGACUCGGAGGAGUUCUUCAAGAUCAUCAUGGCAUUCCCGAACCCCAAGCCGAGAAACAUUGAGAAGGACGUCAAGGUCUUCCCAUGGAAGAUCCUCGAGUCGGCGCUGAAGAAGAUCAUUGGCAAAUACAGCGCCAGCCCCUCGUCGACGCUCCCAGCCUCGCACCUCCUGACACCCACGCCCGUCAGCGCAUACCCUCCGCCCCUUCCUACGCCCCCGGCACCGACCGUGGCACAGGACCAUGUCAGCGCGUAUGGUGUUCCGUCACAAGUGCACACGGAUGGUUUGACCUCACCGAGAUCCAUCACAGGGAGCAACCAGAGCUGGCCGGCUUACUCGACGGGGCCACCGCGCAAUCUCUCGCCGACGCUCACGGCCGUGUCCCCUCGACAGUCUGGGCUUCGCCUGGCUGCGCCUCUACCCGCCGUGACAGGCUACGACAAUCGGUCGAUGGCGACGCAUUCAUACGGCAGCGGGCUGCAUACGCCACUGGGGAACCAUCAUACCCCACCCAUGGCCCCUGGACGAUGGGACCCUACCAUCCCGGCCAUGCACGCGCCGACAACAUACGCGGAGCAGUAUCAGUCCAUGACCUCCCAUCAUGCCCCCGGCCAUCAAGUCUACGGUGGUGACGGAUACGGGGAUGGGGCGCAACGGGCGUGAAGCUGGGAGGGCCCGCUGUCGCGAGAGUGCGGGAAGGGUGUGGCGUGGAAGGCUGUGGGCCAGGUGAGCGGCCAGUUGGAGUCGAAGGGCGAGGUGCUUCGUGUCUUUUGAGGCGCAUGCGCGAUAGCCCCGACGAGAAGCCAGUGUCAAGAUGACGGGAGUGAGUCACUGCAACCUGCUACUGCUUCUCCCGGGCGGGCCAUGGAGGGGGGUGGGGCAGGAAGACGCCGAGCAACCGCGUGGACGAUGAGCAUGAGAUGAAGAGGAGGGUCUCGUAUGGGAAGCAAGCGACAAACAGGAGGAGGAGGAGGAGGAGGAGGCAUCAAGAGACGUCGUUGACUUGAUUGGGGAGGGCAGACUGCCAGUUCCGACAAGUGGGGGGUGGGUAUCGGAGUCGAGUGCGAGAAAAGAGAGAGAGAAAGAGGUUUUUCCCCCCUGUCACACACACACACACAUAUUUUCUCUCUCUCUCUCUCUCUCUCUCUCUCUCUCUCUCUCUCUCUUGCUCUCUCACUCUUGUUCUCCAAUCCCUGUCUUUCCCACGGUCAGGCUUGUGUUUGUCUUGUCCAUGCCGGUGUGGAUGGGUGGGGCCCCCCGGCCCGGGGUUGUCAGCUGCUGUGGCGCAGACCAAUGGGCGCUUCCGAAGUCGAAUCCACUUUUCCCGAUUUAGAUGAAGCCGGCGAAUCACUGGCGCCCCGCUUUCGUCCGCCGCAUCACCCGCUCCAUUUCCCGACAUCGAGCAGGAGGAAAGGAGCCACGGUCUUCGACAUACUGCGCAUCUUUUCGGACUCGAAUCCUUGGUCUGCCCUAUUCUUUCAUCAGUUGCAGUCAUAGAUGUCCAGCGCAUCGUUACAGCGGACAAGCAUCAGAAGGACCAGGGAGGGCGGCAUUCAUCAUGGUUCGACAUCACCACUACUCCCCUCCCUCCCACGGCUUAUCGCGAAAGCACCUCGUCCAUCUGCACCUCGAUAACGGAUUUGAGCCCCGAGCCUCGCUACAGACCACCCCAUUGGCUGCAGAAUCGGUGCAUAAUGGGUUGGGGGGAGUAUCUGGUGAUCGUCUUUUGGAGGGGGUCGCCUGCAUCCGUCCGGCGUGCAUGACGUGCAUCAUCUGCGCCAUGGAGCCAUUGAACGGCACGGCGUCCUAUCCGCCUGCCUCCAAUAGCACCAAGAUGAUACUCUAGCACCUCGACCGCGUUUUCACCAUCGACUCAGUCUCUCAACCACUCGCUUGCCUUCCCGUCAGGCUUCUUCGGUCGUGCAUUGGCGCUCCCGUGUUCCACAUAUGGGUCCCGAAAGGCUCACCCGAGCCAUUCACAUGCCGUGCCAUUUCGUCACGACGCCCUCCGCCAAACCUCGCCCUCCGCCAAACCUCCCCAAAGAAGAUGCUUGGGUUUUUUCUUUGGGAGGGAAUGGAGAAGCAAGAGCCUGGUCAGAGUGUCGAUUCCUUGGGCCAGGCCCCUUCAUCAGUUGAAGCUUGUCUUGGCACAGCAUUUCCUUGCGAACGCGGGUGGCGCGGCAGACUUUAUUAUUCACGCAACCGUUCCGACCCUCCACUCUGCGAAUCUUUUGAGGCGGACGUUCUCGACCCCCGAGAUCGACAAACGAGGGGGGUUAUGAGCCGAUGCAUCCCCGACCGCCACGCCGCUAGGGACGCGUACUGCCAUACCCCACGCUCGUCGUACUGGCCGUCCUCCAUCUUUCACAUCAUCGUCCUUGACGCUCGAGACCUCUCGUACUCGUUUCAGAAUUCGGUGCAUUUUGUGUCGCUCGCUACCGUAUUGAGAGGGUGGGUUACAUCGACGUUUCUGCUGUUCAGGCUAUAUUGCCUGUGGAAGUUGCAUUUUUGCCCAUCAUCCCCCCCCCCCCCCCCAACCAUGAUCGAACUCCGCUAUACAACGCAAAAUCUUGGUCACUCUGAAUACGACUUCUUCGAUGUCAUCGACCCCCUCGGCGUACCGAUAACGGACAAGUCUACAUGUCUAUUCUACCUGCCAUCGCUUAUCGACACUACUCCUCGGCAAUCUCGCAGACAACACAGUAGUCAUCGCCACCUACACUCGUCCUGCAGCGAGUCGCACUCUUUCUUUCUCCUCACCUGCUAGAGACAGACCACAGCGCACUACACAUCACACACACACACAAACAAGCACGCACACACGCUACAGGCCCGAUUCUUCACAUCUUCAUUUUCCAUUUCUUUCUCUCUGAUACAUUUCAUACAACUGCAUUUAUUUCUACAGGCGCGUGAAGGACGUACGGGGGGAUUGGGAUCGGCUGGCAUAGAACGGGGACCAUCUGCAAUCGGAGUCAGGAAGACGACGGUGGCUCGGUCAAGGCUACGGAUGAAUGGCUUGGAUAGAUACACGGGGAUACUUUACAGGAUAACGGGAUAUGGCGAGGACCAGGACUGGCCUGGGACUUGGGUAAACGGGGAUUCAACAGCAACAACAACAACACAACAACAACAUGGUGGGCUGCACAUAGCAUUAUACCCUUAGUUUUGAUAUUUCUGUACUGGCUUCGGGAUCGACUGGGUUUUCGGUAUGUUACAUAUGGGAUAGUCUCCUGAUAAUCAUAAUCCUUUUCACAUCUAU
Messenger RNA from Colletotrichum destructivum, 5110 nucleotides. RefSeq lists its product as uncharacterized. Lineage: Eukaryota; Fungi; Ascomycota; Sordariomycetes; Glomerellales; Glomerellaceae. The coding region runs from base 313 to 2514 and encodes 733 amino acids. The transcript has 4 exons. Gene Ontology annotation, cellular component: nucleus. The record is from RefSeq and is a predicted model, not a curated record.